AUGGCUACGUCCCUCGAGUCAGCCCCCACCAUUACCGUUUUCCGGGGCUUCCCCGAAAAAGGCUGCUACACCUGGUCGCCAUUUGUCACUAAGCUGGAGGCCCGCUUACGUUUUGGCAAUAUCAGCUACAAUGUCGACAUGGGCUCGCCCCCGAAAGGCCCUAGGGGCAAGGUACCCUACAUCACUCUCGAACGCGAUGGCCAGUCUCAAUCUCUCUCCGACUCCACCUUGAUCGCAAAGUCAUUUAUUGAGUCUGGACACCUGGAGGAUCUCAACCGCAGACUGUCCCCCGUGGAGAAGGCCCAGGACCUUUCCCUCAAGGCCCUGUUCGAAGAUAAGCUCUGUUUCUACCAGAGAUACGAGCGGUGGGUCGUAAAUUACUACGCCAUGCGUUCCAAGAUCCUCGCCGGCGUCCCCUGGCCUGUGCAGGUGAUUGUCGGCAACAUAAUCUACAAUAAGAACGUUCGCAGCCUGCAGGGCCAAGGGACGGGUGGCUUUUCCGGCGAGGAAAUAGCCACAUUCCAGCAAGAAAUCUGGGAAUCUGUUAAUGGGCUUGUAUCGGCUGCGCAUGCCAAGCAUCGGGAUCGGGAUGGGCCGUUUUGGGUGUGGGGUGGCGAUGCCCCCACCGAGGCUGAUUCGGUGCUGUUUGGCUUUGUCGUGUCGGGUUUGGUCUGUGAAGCGGCUCCGGAAACCAAGCAGAUUUUACAUAGUUACCCAGCGCUGGUGGAGUAUGCUCGGAGGAUUCACGACAAGUAUUUCCCGGAUUAUCAGCUUUGGGAGUAA
This is a messenger RNA of Penicillium expansum, 783 nucleotides long. Its product is annotated as glutathione S-transferase family protein. The transcript is spliced from 2 exons. The coding region runs from base 1 to 783 and encodes 260 amino acids. The record is from RefSeq and is a predicted model, not a curated record. NCBI's taxonomy places the organism in Eukaryota, Fungi, Ascomycota, Eurotiomycetes, Eurotiales, Aspergillaceae.